Molecule: messenger RNA, 5778 nt
Organism: Geodia barretti
Lineage: Eukaryota; Metazoa; Porifera; Demospongiae; Tetractinellida; Geodiidae
Source: the annotation of a GenBank genome assembly
ACGUGCUGUGUGUGGUCUUUGUGAUUUUUUUGUAGGCGUUUCUCUUUCCGAAGAAGCAGGACGCCAGCUUGCCUAAUGGUGUGGUAGACAAGUAGCAGAAGGUGCCAAGUUCUAGAUCGUGUGUACGGUGAACUGACAGCAAGCUACUGUGAUCUGGAGGAACGCGCAAAUUCAGCGCUUGUUUUGGCUGGCCGUCGUUGGGGGUGCGUCAAUUGGAACAUUGUUUUGUAGGUCGCCCUACCCAAAAUCUAAUCGGAGUGGCCGGCUACGAUGGCAGAAACAACUUCCUCCCAGAACGUGCGGCUGGUGGCCGUGAGCCUAAAGAAGAGCUACUCUCCAUCGAAAGUGAAAUCAAAACUCCUUCGCUCGAUUCGGCUCUCGGAGAGACGCGAACAGAAAGCUCCGCCUAUUUCUCAUCCUCUUAGCCAGUGGCGGGAUCGCGUCCACACUCUCCCGGACUUACCAGCCAGUCAAGUGAAACAGGUUGUAUCAAACUCACGGUACAUUGUGUUUCUACUAUCUGAUGGUCGAGUGUGUAGACUGGCAGUCACGUCUUCAGCUAGUAGGAGGAACGAUGCCCACGACAAUGAGGCUGACCAGCCAAGUUUCCAGGUGCUGAGUGAUGCUGAGUACGCCAGACAGCUGGAGUCUGAACUGAGGAGUGGGAGACUAGGGGAGGGAGGGAGGAGAGGAGGAGGAGGGAGCGAAGGAAGUCGAGUGGCAAUUAUAUCCAGAGCUCCAGAGGUCCCACGGGAGGACGUUGGGCAAUUGUUAAUCGGCUCCGUACCGGUCAUGCCUCCAAUGUUGGAUCUCUCGACGCCGUUCGCCGUCCCCUCGCUCCUCUCGUUCGACUAUCCUAGCAACAGCAUGGGAGAGGUGCCCACCUCCGGACCCCUUCGUGGCUGGACCCAGUUACCACUUUCCACCUACUAUAAUAUGAACAGUGAAAGGGAAGGAAGCUCGUUGUACUACCGCCAGCCUGGCUCUAUCGCAUCACCCCUGGACGACUCCGGCGGAGGGGGUGGGGAUAGCUCCCUCGUUGGUCCAGGGUCUUCCCCGGGAACCGGUUCUAAACCCGACAAACCGGUUCAGCAGUGGCCUGCCGUCGGCUGCCUCCAGUGGGCUCUCGAUGAAACAAACGGUGACAAGACGCUAUUCUGCGACGUGGCUGCCCUCCAUUCGGAAGUUCUUCUGGUGUCGAAAGAGUCCCAGUUGCUCUACAGUUGGUCUUGUGAAGAUGAUGAAAAUCCCGCUGUAAAGCCACACCCACUUAACGAGAAACUGGGGCUCUCAGACGAAGCCAUAGCAGUGCUUGAAUCCAGCGAAUGCCGGGCUACCAUAGCAACCGUAUCCGGGAAACUGGCAACGUUCUAUGACACUUUACUCAGAGAUUGUCCGUGCUCUCCCCCAUCCCUCAUCAACUCACUUUCUCACGAGGCGACAGAGUAUCCGGAGCUGAAGGGAGACAAAAUAUCAAAACUGACCGUUUCCAAUUUUCUGACUGUAGCCACCACUUCCUCUGGACGAGUUUUCUGGUGGGGUUUAACACCUCAACCCAAGAAGGACCCCUCCCCCUCCUCACCGCCAACUCCUCAGAGGGAACGCAAGCAGGCAGGGGGGCGGGGGCAAAUUUCCGACGGUUCCCUCGUCCGUCUGAAAAACGGGCCCCCGUGUGGUCCAAAUUCAAUCGUGUUCACGAGAUCUUCCACUCACGGACCGCAAGUCGGCAGAUCUGUUUCAGUAAUGGAGAGAAGCUCAAUCGAUCCGAAGACCUCCGUCCUGGUCAAGGUUUUCCGCGAUCGAACGGGCAGCUCUUCCUCAGCCCAGUCAAAUUUCGAGCUCGCCUGUCAAAAUUUACACGGGUCGGCCAAUAUUUACAGCGGGUUGGAGGUGUGGAAAUUGAGCGACGUCGUGUUUUUGGACGAUUCUCCGUCGAUUCUCGGCCGUGUGAUCGCCGUCGAUGGAGCACAAGUUGUAGUUGAUUGUAGCUAUUCUGAAGCCGGCACCGAUCUUGGUGAAGGAACCAGCAGUGCGGCAAAGAGCUCGCUCAAAGUUUUCCGACUCAGCGACCUCGAAGGGUGCAUAGAGGGACCGGAUUUUCAGAGUAGGGGGUCUAAUAUUCACGCGGGGGAACCCUCAACUUCUAGUACAAACCCCCAACCCCCUCCUCGGGCUAUAACUCACCACGUCGCCGGCGUCGUCCAGCACAGACCCGUCUGUCUAGUCGAAUCUCUCUCCACCACUUCCUCUAAUGCGACCGGCAGAAAUACCGGUUCUUCCAAUCCGGAGCCAAUACCCCAGUCUCAGACGGGACAGUUGAGGGGAUUUCGAUCGCUGGCUGCUCACGCGACUGAUUCCGGUCCCAAUCUUCUAGUGGAGCGAAUCUCUGACCAGGCCGCUUUCCUCGUAUGCUCCGCCCACUUGACGAUGUCGGGGAUAACGGGACCUCGUUUGUCGCCGUCGGUAACCACGACACCAAGAAGAAGCGAUCGACGGUCGUUGAAGAAACGGUGAAUUCUGUUGAAAGUGGGCUCGCUGGCGACAGAUCACUCGUGCAGACCGUACAAAACUUGUCCAACCGGUUUCAAAGCGGUUCCGAGGGAGAUGUCAGUGAAAGUGUGGUCCCUAAGAAAGCAGCCGCUGUGAAACCCAGCGGUAAAGAGUCUCACUCGGGGAAGACAAGAGGGUCGUCAAGAAAAGGUAAAGGUGUGUCUUCGAUGGCCGGUAAGGGAUCGAGUCGAGGAAAACGCUCGUCGUCGACCAAACACGUGCAUUUCCAACGAGAUAAGGUUGCCGUGGAUACCGGUGCCGGGACGGUUGGUCCCGAUCCCGCUCCAAAAUCUUGUGUCACGAGUUGCGAGUUUGUACCGCUCUCCGCCGAUCAUCCGGACCUGUUUUUCGUUCGCGACGCCGGUGGUACGAUUUGGCCGCUGUUGGACGGUCUCGGUCUCGCACCCACCCCCCCUGAGUGUGGUACCACUGGGAGACCGAAGAGACCGGUACGGAGCUACCGGUGCGUCAGUGUGAGGCAAUACGCAGUGCAAGGAGAGGACCGAGUUGCCGUAUUCGUGCUAGUCCCUCAAGAGAAGACCUUACUCUUGGCCGUACAAAAUGGAUCGAUCGAAACAGUUGCUUCUAUUCUCUCUGAGAUCUGUACCCAAAUCAGCUCAUCGUCCCCCUCCACCACUAGUGCCCCUGCGAACGACAGAGGAGACGGAGUGGCUGCAAAACCGGUUACGAAAACUGGUUCGGGACCCGAGACGAUGGAUACGAGUGAAUCGCCGUCUAGUAAAACAAGUUUAGAUGGAGGUAAAGGUGGGGCUGGAGGGACGAAAGGAGCUGAAAUUGAGAGAGAAAGCAGAGCUGAGCAAACCUUCCGAAGAAAGAGAAAGAGCGAACCAUCUACUGAACCUCACGUAAGAAAGAGGAGAAAAUCGAAAGACGAGAAAGAGACAGGGAAGCAAGAAGACUCUUCGACAUCAGCAGUUACCGUGGAAAUUGGCGGGAAACUGGUUACCACGGAAAUUGGCGGGAAAACACUUCCGAUGAAAGGGGCGGGGUUUGACAACGCAGCUGUUCUUCUAGAGACUGGGGUUGACAAUUGUAACAUUCUCCAUGUCUGCUGUGGAGGUGGGGGUGGGGGAGGGGUUGGCGAGGAGCUGACUGGGAGAAGACUGGACAUACUGGACAGAAUCCUGUCCUGUAAACCUGUCAGACCUGUUAUUACCAGACUGAUGUGUUGCAGAAAUGCGUAUGGCAACGUUCCGUUCCAACACGCUCUCUGUCACCGUAACUAUGCAGCUGCUCUCAAACUACUGGAGUUUGUCACCGAGUUGUUGCCGGGUGGUUUGCAACGGGGAGUAAAACCGGUUGCAGACCGGAAAAACGAGUUUCAGAGCCUCUUCAACCGGGCCAUACUGGAUCCGGGAUCGCUCGGCGUACCGCCACUUCAUUCCCUCCUGACCAGUUUUGGAGACGCGACCGACGUAACUUCCAUGAAGCUCCACAUCUCGCGACUCCCGCAGAGCUACACCGCCCAGCAACUGCUCAAGUUGUUCCAGAAACGAUAUCCGUCCGUCUACAAGACGAGGAUUUUCAAAGCGGAAGAUGAGGAGGAGGGAGGGGAAGGGGACAGAAGUGACGACGGUGACAGUGAAGAGGAACUACAGCAGGAAGGUGGAGUGAGGCUCCCUGGUGGCAGUACAAGACGAGGCCGAGGGUUGUCACAGGCUCUCGGUGGUCGCCGUCGGCAACAGUCAUUCUUCAACAGUUCGUCGUCCUCGAUGAUGACAUCACAGAGGGGCGUGGUCUAUUUCUCUGAUCUCGACCAGUUGAGAGCUGCCUUGAAAGAAAUGCAUAAUUAUAGACUUGUGACACGGACGUCGCGCAGUGGUGGUUUUGCAAGUCAGGUGACCUCCAUCUGUUAUUUGGACGUCCGGUUGGACGAUGACUUUGGCCAAUCUGACGAUGAUGACACUAGUCUUCUCCAUGGCAACCAGUCUCUGCUUACCCUCUCCCAUGGCAACAGCUUGAGAGACAGACAAAAGCCCGACAGAGGAAAAAGUACCAGUAAGGUGUCCGCCACGCGGAAGGCCCACACACUGUUCAACAAACUCUUGAGCUACACUGAGGUUUGUACGGCCGUAACCAAGGACGGUGACACUACACUAAUGACACUUGUCCACAACCCAAAGGUGAUGGCGUCUCUCCAACAGGCCAGCAGGUGCCGGGAAGACGACACGCCCCCUGCACCAGGUUUUCCUUCAUCACGUCUUGCAUUGUCGGACAUACUCGAAGGUCGCCAUUCCACGUCACUCCAGCAGUAUGGAACCGCGAGCAAGGAGGACGAAAGAAAACUGGCCACAGCAACCAGGUCCCCGGGGUUGUGUUUACCUGUUCCUGUGGCGACGCGACUCCGUCGUCGUCCCUAGCAACCACCCCGACCCAGCCCACUGCUAGUGUUCGUCAACCGGUCUUGCAGCUAUACAAAAACCAGUUUUGAAAACUAGUUCUACUGGUACUCGAAAUGGGUAACGCGAUAGUGGUCCAGUUGCUAUCCAGGAAUUCCCCAAAAUGGUCUUGGGACAAUUUUGAAAAAGAGGACAAAACAUAGCAACUUGCUGCCGCAAAAGCAUGGCCUUCCACUUUCCAUUCGGACCUUUUGACCUCCGUUUUGCAGGAGGACCUGGAACCGUCCGAAACCGAACAACCGUAACACACACCAACAAACACAACACGAGCAACAACGAAAGCAAAAGGACGAAGGAUAGGCAUUCGUCGGUGUUGCUAGCCGCAGUUUUCUGUGUGUGGCGGCGAGGCUUCCCAUUCCCUGUCCACUGAAUCCUGGAACCGGUCGGCGACGGGCACAGUACACACUGGACGUGUACCUGAAGCCCAGUUACGCAAUCGCGUUACUCCUCUCGUCUCUUGAGCUAAUGUCUUCUGCAAAAAUACGCUACUAACAAAACCUUUGCGCGGUCCGAUACAGAGGGAUUUGCGACAAUCGGAUUGGCAGUUAACCCGAGGAGAAACUGAGGCGAUCUCAGCGUCGACUGCGAUUGAUUCCGUUAGAGCGUGGAGCAGAGGCAUUUUCAGGAGGGGAUUCGAGAUUGAUGUGUCUUUGACGUAUCUCACGGUUUAUUAAUUACCAUACGUUUGUUUCGUGAAAAUAAUAGACCUGGACUCUUUGGUUCUUGUCUGCUUAGAAUGGUUUACUCAGAUUUUGUAUGGCACCACGCCAGUCUUGUGGGGUAUGAAUUCUCCUUAGUUCAGAACCAC